Molecule: messenger RNA, 1355 nt
Organism: Drosophila erecta
Lineage: Eukaryota; Metazoa; Arthropoda; Insecta; Diptera; Drosophilidae
Gene: ppk27
Product: sodium channel protein Nach
Exons: 3
Coding region: 87-1355 (422 amino acids)
Biological process (GO): sodium ion transmembrane transport
Cellular component (GO): membrane
Molecular function (GO): ligand-gated sodium channel activity
Source: RefSeq, a predicted model, not a curated record
UAAUCUGGUAUCUCAACACCCUAAUUACCCACUGAAAGGCCAUAAAAUAUCCUGUAGACAUCAAAAGAGCCAUCAGUACUGCCAAAAUGUCUCGCAUUGUGGCAGCUUUCAAUAAAACGGUUGUGGAAUAUUUUCGAAAAACAAGUCUCAACGGCUUUGGCCUGCUCUACUUUAUAAGAAAACGCAGAAUCCAACGAAUAUUUUGGUUUUUGUUUAUUAGUUUUGGCAUAAUUUUCGCUAGUUAUGCCGUGUUCUCAAUGAUUUUGGAAUUUCUCAGCUAUUCAACUAUUACAGAUCUCUCGGAAUUAAAGGUUUUGGAAGAGGAAAUACAUUUUCCUGAGCUAAAAAUAUGUAGUGGUUAUAAAUUUAGUCACAGGAAUAUGUUAGCUUCUGCACAGGAUUUAGUUAAUUCUCAUAACAAAUCGCUGGAUUACUGGCUAAACAAAUUAUCAUUGCUGUCUGGAUACUUUGAUCCUUUGUCUGUAAAAGAAGAAGAUGUUUCUGACAUAAAUUCCGUACUCGAUAUAAGGAAUAUUACGUCACUUUUACUUGGCUUAACACCAGCUUGUGAAUCUUUAAUACUCAAGUGUAAAGUGAAUAAUGUUUCUACGAAUUGCUCGAAACUAUUUACAUUAAAAGCUUAUAAUGAGGGAAAUUGCUGUGCUGUAAGAAAGAGUAAUUUAACUGGAGAGCUCUCCCUUUUUAUGGAUUCCUCGCAAACAGAUGCAUAUCCUUUAAAUGACAAUUUUCCUGGCUUUAGUUUGCAUACUCCAAGUUGGCUGGGUAGAAUUAGUAUCAGCCCUGGCGAAAUAGCAGCUGUGGAAGUAGAAGUUAUGGAACUUCAGGGAAAUUCUCAAUUAAACGAGUAUGCCACAGAAAAGCGAGGUUGUUAUUUUUCUCAAGAGGGUGAAAGUAGGGAAGAGUGCCUCCAUGAGUGCAGAAUAAAAGCCACACUAAUUAAUUGCCAGUGUGUGCCUUAUCCAUUCAAGUUUAGUACGCAAAAGUUGAAGCACUGCACUUUGGAGAAUAUAACUUGCCUGCAAUUGGUAGAAAGAAACUGGUCACCAGCUCAAUGUCCGCAAUGUUUGCCACUCUGCAAUCAACUGUUUUACAGAUUGAGCAAACAAAUCCUCGGGCAUUUGCAUCCUUGGAGAAGUGAGCUGAAUUUUAAAUUUAAAACACCACAUCGCCAGCUGUACAAAACCAAUAUACUCUAUCAUUGGUAUCAAAUGCUAUCAAACGUUGGCGGCGUUCUGGGCAUUUGCAUUGGCUGCUCCUUCAUCAGUGGCUUCGAGCUGAUCUACUUUCUGGUCUUUCGCCUGUGGUUCAACUAUCUUCGACAGCCCGAGAUUUAA